Molecule: messenger RNA, 1460 nt
Organism: Aspergillus ibericus CBS 121593
Lineage: Eukaryota; Fungi; Ascomycota; Eurotiomycetes; Eurotiales; Aspergillaceae
Product: glycosyltransferase family 69 protein
Exons: 1
Coding region: 95-1399 (434 amino acids)
Source: RefSeq, a predicted model, not a curated record
CCCCUGCCACGUUGUUGUGGGCACAAAUGUUCUUCAAAACCCAGCGAGACCCUCGUGCGGUUCGUUAUUUCCGCUGCAUGAUGCCUCUCUCAGCAUGGGCUCCUUCAGACUCCCUAAAUUAUGGAAACGGCUUUCGAUAGUCAUAGGGGCCCUGGUGCUUCUCUGUCUCUUUUAUUCCUCGCCUGAUGCCGGCUGGACGCAAUGGCAGCCAGAAACGGCACAUGUACCGGUCAGCGCGUGCGCCGGAUUCGACUUCGCCUCAGUAUCCCAAGACCUCCACGCGCGGAUGAAGGCAGAAAGUGACUAUGCCCCGGCGGAGAUUGGCCAGUUCGUCUGCGGCAUUGUCAACCACACCAUGAGCGCAUCCGCCCAGCUCGAGUGUCCACCCACCAUCAGCCCGCGAUAUCAGUCCUUGAUCCCCACCGGCAUCGGACCAUCCCCGGAAAUAGCCUAUUUCUUUGCUCUCAACCUGCACCAGGUGAUACAUAUUAUACUCCCGCUGAUGGGGAGCAUUCUCGAGGCGAUCAGAUAUCUGGGACCGGAACACUGCUUUUUGUCGAUUGUGGAGGGACGCUCAACGGAUGGCACAUAUGAAAUUCUGGCCGAUCUGAAGCCAGAGCUGGAUGCCAUGGGAGUCCGCUAUUAUCUAUCGCGAAGUUCGUUGAAUCCGCUGGGUCCGGGCGAGGAUCGCAUCAAGGAUCUGGCUGAGCUACGGAAUAUGGCCCUCGAGCCCCUCAUCACAGGCGUCAAGCAGCGGGACGUCCCCUUCGGUCACGAUCCUAUGAUCAUAUUUAUCAAUGACAUUGGCAUUUGUCCGGAGGAUAUUCUCGAGUUGGUCUAUCAGCAGAAGAUCCAAUCGGCGACCAUGACGUGUGCGUUCGACUGGAGGGAGGAGGGGGUUAUUCACGAUGUCUGGGUGUCGCGUGACCUGGCUGGCGAUCUGUUCUUCGACAUUUCCUCCGACGGACGCAUAUGGGACUCUCACAACCUGUUCUCUCAUCAUGAGGACAGUCGCAGGCGCUUCUCAAAGCAUCUUCCGGUUCAGGUGUUCAGCUGUUGGGGCGGUAUGGUCACAUUGGACAGUGGGCCAUUCAUUGAUGGUCUGGUGCAAUUCCGCUAUGCAGAAAAGGAGGACUGCUACCAGGGCGAGCCGACUCUGCUGGCUCAGGACCUUUGGCGGUUGGGCUUGGGGAAAGUGCUUGCCGUACCCGCCGUGAAUGUGGCAUACGAAUAUCGCUGGACAUUGAGGGCCAAGCAAGACAAGGGCUAUGUCCAUGAUAUCGUCAACAGGCCGCGAUAUACCAAUCACGACGAACUCGUGCGUUGGCAAAAUGAACCGCCGGAAAAGAUCAAAUGCAUGCCCAGUUGGGAUCGACAGUCCUGGGUGGAUGCUAUUUAAUGCCCGUAGCCUUUGCCUCCCAUUUAUCGGGAAGCCUUGUAUCAAUAUUUUUGAAAUCAUG